GCCGGUGCCGGGCCAGACGGCCGCUUAGACAGGAGAGGGGCUGCGGAGCGCAGGUGCCCGGCGGUUCCAGCCCGGCGAGGGACCCUGUGAGGCCGCGGAGGAGACGCCGCUAAGUUCAUUGCAGGUGGGACUCAGCGGGGCGGGGCGCAGCGCGAGCCGUUCCCGGGCGCCCCGGUCCUCGGCGUCCGUGAGUGUUCUAUGGGCCCACGGCCCUGCCCACCCUCUGAGGCCGCGGGCCGCCGCCCUGGCACCAUGAAGGCCGAAGGGUUUUCCUCGAGGGCCACGCCCCGGCCGGAGGGGGCUGCGGAGAGGCCGAGCUGCUGAGCCACCCCUGUCGCCGGGCCCUGCCUGUAGGACGUCGGGGCCCGCCGCCCGGCUCUCGUGUCCGCGCCGCAGUAGGCGCCCUAUCGCCGGCUCUGACAUGGAGGAGGGGGCAGCUGGUCCGGGGAGCCCCCUCCCGCCCGCCAUGAAGGCAGAGACCGCGACCGCGGCGCAGAAGCCCCCGGCCGGGCCCAGCCUCAGUCACCUGCUGAGUAGCCGGAAGCUGGUGGCCCUGGGGGCCGUGCUCGGCUGGCUUCUGGUCAUCCACCUUCUGGUCAACGUGUGGCUCCUGUGCCUUCUGUCUGCGCUGCUGCUGGUGCUGGGAGGAUGGCUGGGCGCCGACGCCAUCGUGGGGCCUUCGGGUCGGCUGCACCUGGAGCGCUUCAUCCCCAUGGCUGUCUGCCCCCCAAACCCCGAGGCCGAGAGGCAGCUGGAGCAGGAGAUCGACCGCACCAUCCGGAUGGUCAUGCGGGACUUCGUGUCGUCCUGGUAUCGCACGGUGAGCCAGGAGCCCGCCUUCGAGGAGGAAAUGGAGGCAGCCAUGCGAGGGUUGGUCCAGGAGCUCCGGAGGAGGAUGGCCAGGGUGGACAGCCAUGCUCUUGCCCAGAGGGUUCUCACUCUCUGUGGUUGUCACUUGCAGAGCUAUCUUCAGGCAAAGGAGGCCACGACGGGGAAGCAGAGUGGCAUAGAUGAGCCCUCCCAGCUCUGGGAGGCUUACUGCCAGGCCACCGCCCCACAUCCUGCAGUACAGAGUCCCAGGGCUGAGGUCGCCUACACACGUGGCAUUGUGAACGUGUUGCUUCAAGGCCUAGUGCCAAAGCCCCACUUGGAGACCCGGACCGGCCGCCAUGUAGUGGUGGAACUCAUUACUUGCAAUGUCAUGUUACCACUGAUCAGCAAGCUCUCAGAUCCGGACUGGAUCCACCUUGUGCUAGUGGGCAUCUUUUCCAAGGCCAGAACUGGCCCAGAAGGAGUGGGUAAACCACUCUGCCCAGCCAGUGCCCUGGAACAGCCCUCAGUGCCCACAUCUCUGCCACUGAUUGUGGAGGUCCAGAGUCUAGCAGAUGCGAGAGCCCCUUCUCCAGCCCCAGUGCUCCUAAACUAUAGUGAGCCUUCACACCCCUCCCCAGAAGUCGAAGAAGGCCGUGAAGCACUGGAGGGAGAUUUGGGGGGAGUGCUAGAAGAGAGAGAAGUAGGAAACAACUCUUCUCACUUCCUGCAGCCUCUGUUCUUGUCCGAAGAUGCAGAGCUGGAGUCUCCGUUGUCUGAACUGGGCAAAGAAACCAUCAUGCUCGUGAACCCAGGCACCUUCCUCUCUGCCAGGAUUCAGGACUCCCUGUGUGCCCUAGGGGGUUCCCAGGCUCUGGAGUCUAAGGAUGAAGAGGGAUCUGAAGGAAUUGAAGGGGCAGAAGCUGAGGAGGGCCCAGGAACAGAAACAGAGACCGGCCUGCUUGUCUCCAUGCUGAAUUCCUGCCCAGAGAUCCAGAUUGACACAGUAGACAAGGACGAAGAGCAGGGAGAUGUCACCUCUCUUACAACUUUGCUGGCCAGUCCAGAAAGGAUGUGUCCCCCACGACCCUCAUGCUUAGAGAAAGAUCUCACCGAUGGUGUGAGCUCCCUAGAUCCUAGUCUCCCACAGGUACUGCUCUCCUCCUCUCCACCUGGUCCCUUCAGCUCAACCACCUUCAGCUUUGAGCCCCUGAGCAGUCCAGAUGGCCCCGUUAUCAUCCAGAACCUUCGUAUUACCGGCACCAUUACUGCUCGAGAGCACAGUGGCACCGGAUUCCACCCAUACACGCUCUACACGGUGAAGUAUGAGACCGCCCUUGACUGCGAGAGCAGCAGUGGCCUGCAGCAGCUGGCCUACCACACCGUGAACCGCCGUUACCGUGAGUUCCUGAAUCUGCAGACCCGUCUGGAGGAGAAAUCCGAUCUACGAAAGUUCAUCAAAAGUCAGGAGUUACCCCAGCCCCAGAAUGCCUGCUUGCUGUUCACAUCGAGCCACCCUGAUCUGAGAGGCUGGAGGCCUGUUGAUGUGAAGGGUCCUAAGAAGCUCUUUCCGGAUCUUCCAUUUGGAAACAUGGAUAGUGACAGAGUGGAAGCCCGCAAGAGCCUCUUGGAAUCAUUCCUGAAGCAACUCUGUGCCAUUCCUGAGAUCGCUAACAGUGAGGAGAUGCAGGAGUUCCUUGCUCUGAACACAGAUGCUCGUAUUGCUUUUGUCAAGAAACCGUUCGUGGUCUCCAGAAUAGACAAGGUGGUGGUGAGCGCUAUCGUGGACACCUUGAAGACAGCAUUUCCUCGCUCUGAGCCCCAGAGCCCCACAGAGGAGCUGAGUGAGGCCGAGACAGAAAGCAAGCCCCAGCCAGAAGGCAAGAAGGCUACCAAGUCCAGACUGAGGUUCUCAUCCAGUAAAAUUGCUCCAGCACUGAAUAUAACUGAGGCACACGAGAAGAUUCUCUAUUGUCUCCGGGAGGGCAGUGUGGAGUCAGAGAUCCUCUCCAUGUCUGGGAUGGAAUCCUUUAUUGAAAAGCAGACAAAGUUACUAGAAACGCAGCCAGCAGAAGCCCCAGGAAAAGAUUCUGAACAAAUCUCCAAGGGAUGUGUGGAUGACUGCGUGUCAGGUGCAGCCUUGCCAGCCCAAGACCUCAGCAACAGUGAUCCAGGAACAGAGACAGAGCUGGCUGACACGGCCCUGGAUCUGCUUCUCUUGCUGCUGAUGGAGCAGUGGAGAUGGCUGUGUACGGAGAACGUGCAGAAAGUUCUUCGUCUCAUCUUUGGGACCCUGAUUCAGAGGUGGCUAGAGGUGCAGGUAGCUACUCUGACGUGUCCUCAGCGCUGGGUGCAGUACCUCCGGCUUCUUCAGGAAUCCAUCUGGCCUGGCGGGCUUUUGCCUGAGUAUCCUCGACCCGUAAGGACCAAGGAGCAGAAGGCGGCUGCUGAGAAACAGGCUUUGCAGAGCCUGAUGGGAGUCCUGCCAGAUAUCGUCGUAGAAAUCCUUGGGGCGAACAAAUGCCGGCUGAGCUGGAGUCUUGUCUUGGAGUCACUGCAGCAGCCCCUCAUCAACCGGCCUGUUCUUCCUGACAACCUGCCUGCCCCUCUCACCGUGUCUGCUCACUCUCGCACCUCAAGGCUCCUGGCUUUACCUCAUCACAGGCAUUUGAUUUACUGCCUUUGGGACGUCAUCCUGGAAUUCUUGGAUCUCAGUGCCUCUGCUGAGGUGUCCGCCAUAACCAGCUCUGCCGCAGACACCCCAGGCAGCCCCAGGAAGAUGGGCAUCUCCCCUUAACCGGAGGUUAUUUCACCCAUUUCUUCGAAGCAGGCGAUGAGGGGGUAUAUGGACCAGUUGCAUGCAUACCCAUUUCCAUGCCUCUUUGGUGGUGUUUGGACUGUUGCUGGUGGGCGGAUCCUGCUUCCUUUGGAAAAGGAAGCUGUGAGGUAGAGGAAUGAGCCCCUUUUGCCUCUCCUUUGCCCUCCUCCCUAAGGUUGUUUGCCGACAGCCUGGCCCUGUGCACACGUGUGCCUCACGCACCAGUGCAGGCUCUAGGUAGACCAGGAGAAAAACCAUAGCCAGAUUUUCUUAGAGAAGACAAUCUUCUGAGUUCUCUGUUCCCACCAGGAAACUGAAAAUUCAUUUGGGACCACUCUUGAAAGCCAGACCCCUGGUCCUACCUAGCUUCCCAACAGCCCCGCAAGAGGGAGGGAAGCCUUUCUCAAGGCGUGCUUCCAGCACAUCGGCCCCGUAGAGGGUGUCACUGCAGGCUUUCUCCCUGGGUGGCUGUACUCUUCCUGUCCCAAAGACCUCAGCACAGACUGACAACACUUCUGGUAGAUCCACCCGACCCUCCGUACCCUCUCCUGAAAGACAGCUGCACCGCAGGUUUUCUUUACUAGCUUUCUAACCCGCUCCCCAAGAGCAAGUGAGUUUUGACCUUUGUGGCCUCCUCAGUCUUUCUUCAACCCAAUCGGAUGGCAAGUUGCAUAUUCAGCCCAGAGCUGCCCGAGGGAAGGGAAGCACUUGCUUCUUGGCUGAGAAUGCCCAGAGGAGUGAGGGUUCUCUCUCUGCAGGUCUCUGGCAGGGAACUUUAACUCUAAGCCAAGAACAUUAGCGGCUUACCCAGAAACAGCUUUUUACUUCCUGUUCCUUCAGGAUCUAAUUAGUCUUGAAGAGCACCAGUGGUGAAAGCAAAGGCAUGGCGUCCAUUAGAAAGACGGACAAUUCGUAGAAAUUGGUGGAAGGAAAGGAGGGACGGAGAGCCAGGAGGUAGGCGCUGCACGUAGGUCUCACCGCGGGGGGUUCGCUCACCCUCGUCCCUUUAGCUUGCGCUUGCUGGGGCGUGCCUGAUGCCACUGAACUGGGACCCUUCCACUUGGAGGAGGGUCUUGGGGUUGGACUGGCGAGAACAGGGUGGGUCUAGGACAAGUGUCAAAGUUCUCUUAGAUUAAAACGGCUCACGGGAGAAAGCUGUGAAAUCUUUCUGCUUCCCCGCACCCCACCCCGGAAGGCUUUUAACCAUCAAACAUGUAGUGAGGUAAUUGGGGGCUUUAGUGGUACUGUUAGUGCCUAAAGGCAAGGGGAUGAAUAAGGUCAUGUCACUUGGUUCCUUCUGCCUUAAAAGUUGAUUGUUGGGCUUCCCUGGUGGCGCAGUGGUUGAGAGUCCACCUGCCGAUGCAGGGGACGCGGGUUCGUGCCCCGGUCCGGGAAGAUCCCACAUGCCGCGG
Messenger RNA from Delphinapterus leucas (beluga whale), 5040 nucleotides. RefSeq names its product sorting nexin 19 (gene SNX19). NCBI's taxonomy places the organism in Eukaryota, Metazoa, Chordata, Mammalia, Artiodactyla, Monodontidae. Gene Ontology annotation, molecular function: phosphatidylinositol binding. Gene Ontology annotation, cellular component: intracellular membrane-bounded organelle. The record is from RefSeq and is a predicted model, not a curated record.